GAUAAGUCCACCGGAUGUAUCCGGUACGACAACAGGUAAUCGGACGGGUUAAUGCCGGUUGACGGUUUUUCAGUGGGUUAAAAUCUUACCUUGGUUUAUAUCAAUCCCAUUUUCCUUCCACGGUUUUGACUCACCCUUGGUUAAGUCUUCUCGACCCCUCAUCCCGACACAGACAGACAGACACGAGUAAAAAAAAAACAACAAACAGAGAGAAAGAUAGAGAUAAGGGGGAAAACGUUUUUUUUUAUUUGGUGUUUACGAGCUCUGAAUUUUCAUCUGUUGCUUCUGCUGCAAUUGAUGUAAGGUGGAAAAGAAGAAGAUAGAGAGGUUGUGGUGUGUUUGUUUGCAGAAGGGGAAGUGAAAACGACUUUAGAUAGAUUAAAAAAAGUGGAUUUUGAUUGACUGGAUGCGUGAAUCGAGAAGAUUGUUGAUAAAACUGUGAGAAGUAUAGGUUUGGUGUUCUAAUUUCGUUAGGUUUUCUUUGAAGUCUCAGAGAGAUAGUUGAUUUUCUGUGGAAAAAGGGAAGCUUUGGUUAUUGAUGUUUGAACCGCUGGUAGAUUUGAGUGGGAUUUUAGAUUAGGGCUUUUUUAGUAUAGAUUUGAGGAGUUUGAGAGUGUAGCAGAUGUGAGAUCUGAGCUAAAAGAUUUUUUUUUGAAGAAAUGACUACGUCGGAGAUAUCGAUAAAAGGAAAUUGUGUCAACGGAAGAGGAGAUGGUUUUUCUUCCGGUUAUACUGAGCCACGAGAUACUAGGAACGCCAUGGAAGGGCAGAACGGUCAUUCCGCUCGUACAGCUGCCGUCAGAGAAACCGUAGACCACGAAAGGGCGCUGUAUACGGAGCUAUGGCAUGCAUGUGCUGGACCUCUGGUGACGGUCCCUCGCGAAUUAGAGCGCGUGUUCUACUUUCCUCAAGGUCACAUAGAACAGGUUGAGGCGUCUACUCAUCAGGUAUCAGAACAGCAGAUGCCGGUGUAUGACCUUCCACCAAAGAUCCUUUGUCGUGUGAUUAACGUACAACUAAAGGCUGAACCGGAUACUGAUGAGGUUUUUGCUCAAGUGACUUUGCUUCCUGAACAUAAUCAAGAUGAGAACAUGGUGGACAAGGAGCCUCCCAUUCAUGAACCCCCUCGGUUCCAAGUGCAUUCGUUUUGCAAAACCCUGACUGCUUCAGAUACGAGUACCCAUGGUGGAUUUUCAGUGCUCAGGCGGCAUGCCGAUGAAUGUCUUCCACCACUGGAUAUGUCGCUGCAACCUCCAACACAGGAGCUGGUUUCUAAGGAUUUGCAUGGAAAUGAGUGGCGAUUCCGGCAUAUCUUCAGGGGUCAGCCACGAAGACACUUGCUUCAAAGCGGUUGGAGUGUUUUUGUUAGCUCCAAGAAGCUUGUUGCUGGGGAUGCAUUUAUAUUUUUAAGAGGCGAGAAUGGAGAAUUACGCGUUGGUGUACGGCGAGCAUUGAGACAACAGGGCAAUGUUCCUUCAUCGGUUAUAUCAAGUCAUAGCAUGCAUCUUGGUGUGCUAGCGACAGCAUGGCAUGCCUACACUACCAGAACCAUAUUCACUGUGUAUUACAAACCCAGGACAAGUCCAGCUGAGUUCAUUGUUCCAUUUAAUCAGUACAUGGAGUCGGUAAAGAACAAUUACUCAAUAGGGAUGAGGUUCAAAAUGCGAUUUGAAGGUGAAGAAGCUCCUGAACAGAGGUUUACUGGAACAAUAGUUGGCAUCGAAGAUGCUGAUCCAAAAAGGUGGCAGGGUUCCAAAUGGAGAUGCCUGAAGGUGCGAUGGGAUGAAACGUCUACAAUACCUCGUCCGGAGAGAGUUUCUCCUUGGAAAAUUGAACAUGCUUUGUCUCCUCCUGCCCUUAAUCCCCUUCCAAUGCCCCGGCCAAAAAGGCCUCGAACUAAUGCUGUAUCUUCAUCCCCUGAUUCCUCUGUACUUAGUAGGGAAGGUUCUUCCAAAGUUACUGUAGACCCUUUGCCGGCCAGUUCAUUUUCAAGGGUCUUGCAAGGUCAAGAAUUCUCGACCUUGAGAGGCACAUUUGCUGAGAGUAAUGAUUCUGACACUGCUGAUAGGUCAGUGAUGUGGCCACCUUCAAUAGAUGAUGAGAAGAUUGAUGUAGCUCAUGGUGAAAGAAAAUUUGGGCCAGAGAAUUGGAUGCCCUCUAGGAGGCAUGAACCAACUUACACAGAUUUGCUCUCAGGUUUUGGGUCGAAUGCUGAUACAUCGCGCGGAUAUUAUCCUUCCUUUGUUGAUCAAACUUCAGUAGCUGGUAAUUCGGGGAAAAAACAAUUACUAGGUCAAGAAGGGAAGCUUGGCUCUUGGUCCCUCUUGCCAUCUGGUCUCUCACUCAAGUUGUCUGACAGUAGUACAGACCCUCCUUUGCAAGGUUCUGAUGUGCCUUAUCAGGCGCGGGGAAAUGGUAGAUUUAGUGGUUUUGGUGACUACCCUAUACUUGAAGGUCAUAGGAUUGAAUGCUCACGUGGUAAUUGGUUGAUGCCUCCCCCAACCACUUCUUGUUAUGAUAAUUCAAUCCAUUCAAGAGAUUUAAUGCCGAAAACAUCAUUGGCUCAAGAGCAUAAGAAUGGAAAAUCUAGAGAAGGGAACUGCAAGCUCUUUGGUAUUCCUCUCAUAAGUACCUCUAGCGCAUCAGAGCCUGCAGUCUCUCAUAUUAGUGCUUUCGCCAAGCCUGUAGGACAUAUGCAAGCUGCAUUGCACCAGUUUCAUGCACUUGAAUCUGAUAAAAGGUCUGAAAAUUCAAACGCCUCCCAGAUGGCAGAGGAUGUUUCUGCUUUUAAUGAGCAGGAGAAAAUAGUGAAGCUGGGUCAGCCCCAUGCACGGGAGUUUCAAAGCAAACUGUCUACUGCUUCAACUAGGAGUUGUACUAAGGUUCUCAUGCAGGGGACUGCUCUUGGAAGGUCUGUGGACCUUACUAAGUUCAACAACUAUGAUGAGUUGAUCGCUGAAUUGGAUCAAUUAUUUGAGUUUGGAGGUGAAUUAAUGGCCCCUCAAAAGAACUGGCUUGUUGUUUAUACUGAUGAUGAGGGUGAUAUGAUGCUUGUUGGAGAUGAUCCUUGGCAGGAAUUUUGUGCCAUGGUCCGCAAGAUUGGUAUCUACACUAGGGAAGAGGUCCAGAAGAUGAAGCCAGGGUCGUUGGGUUCAAAGUUUGAGGACAUUGCAAUUCCCACAGAAGGUACAGUUGCAAAAGAAGUGAACUGUCCAUCAGCAUCUAGUGCAAAGAAUUGUUCAGGGUAACUCUCUAGGUUUUUGAUGGAGACAUGAGGAGUGGCAUAAUAAAAUUUCUGUCCUGUUGGUAAGAACAUGAACUACUCAAGUUAAAAACUGGUUUGCGAUGCUAUUAGCAUCAAGUUUGCCUCACCAAUCAGAAUCCAGAUAUAAGAUAAGCACGAAUGGUCUGAUCCGAUUUUGGAUGAUGUUGUGGCAUCAAUAGCGUAUGGUGUUUUUCAUUUUUAUUUUUAUAUAUACAUAUAAAUAUGUAUACCCGAAUCUGAAUUUCAUGCAUGGCUCCACCGGCCUUGCUUUUGCAACCCCCCCCCCCUUCCUAUGUACAUAUAAGAUGUUUCAACCCCCUUUUUCUUCAAGCUGUGAAUGUAAGUAGGGUUAAUACAGCCACCUAAUGUGUUUUCAAUUAAAAGUAAUACUUUUUUUUAAGUCAAAAAA
Molecule: messenger RNA, 3674 nt
Organism: Gossypium raimondii (Peruvian cotton)
Lineage: Eukaryota; Viridiplantae; Streptophyta; Magnoliopsida; Malvales; Malvaceae
Product: auxin response factor 2B
Exons: 15
Coding region: 660-3248 (862 amino acids)
Biological process (GO): response to hormone; regulation of DNA-templated transcription
Cellular component (GO): nucleus
Molecular function (GO): protein binding; DNA binding
Source: RefSeq, a predicted model, not a curated record